Molecule: messenger RNA, 1989 nt
Organism: Amorphotheca resinae ATCC 22711
Lineage: Eukaryota; Fungi; Ascomycota; Leotiomycetes; Helotiales; Amorphothecaceae
Exons: 3
Coding region: 27-1778 (583 amino acids)
Biological process (GO): maturation of SSU-rRNA from tricistronic rRNA transcript (SSU-rRNA, 5.8S rRNA, LSU-rRNA)
Cellular component (GO): nucleus; nucleolus
Source: RefSeq, a predicted model, not a curated record
AACGAAAAAAACCGGUUGACGGCGAAAUGGCAAAACUAAGAGGUCGCGCGAAGCAAUUUGCUGAUCUGGAUGCUCCUAUUGCUAAAGAGUUUGAUCCGGAGGAAGACGCUCCAGCGCAAGAGAGUGGGAGCGAUGAAUCUGGAGAUAGCGAUGAUGGGUUAGCAGGCACUGAGCACUAUGGCGAAGUCAGCAAAAGCAAGCUUCGACAAGACGAGGUGGGACCUCAAUAUGCUGGGUCACGCAUCAGUCGAGAGGCCUUAUACAACGACGAUAACGAGGAUAGCUCAGAAUCAGACGACGAGGAGGAGGAAGAAGAAAAAGAAGAGAAAGGAGGAGUGGAUGUCGGCGAAAAGUUUGCGGAUCCGAAAGAUGUCGAUAUUGAUAUGGACGAAGAUGGUGAUAUUGAUAGUGAUGCUGCGUUUGGUGAAAGCGAUGCGGAAAAAUUCAAGGGUUUUACGUUCCGAGGGAGCUCCAAGCCUAAUACCAAUGGUGCUAAAAGGAGAAGGCCGACAGCCGCGGAUUUUAUGACAGACAGUGACGAUGAAGGAGUCGCUGUCAAUGGAGAAGAACCCGAAGAUGAGACAGAUGAAGAUAUUCUGGAUGUCGACGAGCAACAUCCUGAGGAGCCAGAAGAUGAGAGUGAGGGUUCUGCAGAAGAAGGCAGUGAUAAGGAUGGGGAAUCUCCACCAAGCGAAGGUGACGAGAGCGAUAAGAGUGACGAGAAGGAUGAGAAUGAUGAGAGCGAUGAAGAGUCUGAAAGUGGUAGCGAAGAUGGGGACGAUGAGAAAGCAAGACGUGCAGAACUACGGGAGAUCAUGAAUGAGGAGGAAACUACAGUUGCCGCCAUUUUACAAGCUGCAUCGGCUGAUGCGGCCAAGGGAAAUGCGGUCCGGCAGCAAAGGAAGACUUUCGAUUCCCUCCUGAAUGUCCGUGUCGUUCUUCAGAAGGCACUGAUUUCAACAAACUCGAUGGCCGCCAUUGAAGACAACAAUGCAGAAGACGCUGGCAACGAACCAUACGAAGCGGCAGAGGAUGCGGCACUUAAAUUGUGGAAUACUCUGGAUCGGAUUCGACACGAGCUCAUCAAAGCAAAUGGCACUGCGCAAACAGGUCAGAAACGUAAACGUGAUAUUGAUAGCUCGACGCCAUCAUCUACCAUCUGGGAAAGGAUGCAGGACUCGGAGGUAGCAUCUAUCGACAACCGACAAAGGAUCCUCGAAAAGUGGUGGGGUAAAGUUAAAGGCUCCACGCCAGCAACGGGAAAGCUCAUCAGUGCUGCGCCGACACAGAGCAUCACAGCCGCUAUCCAAGACCAGCUUUCUAAGCCACGGCUAUUGGAGAAUGUCAGAAGGCCCCGGGCUUGCGCCCCAAUACAGGAGAAAAACAAAGUCACCGAAGAUCCUCAAAUAUACGAUGACAGUAGUUUCUACAAGCUACUCUUGAACCAGCUUGUAGAACAGAGGAAGAUGGAGGCCGGACCCGCGAUUGGAGGUACAAGUAUAGCACCAGCCCAGUGGGCAGUCAAGGAAGCCAAGAUGAGGAAGAAGGUCGACACGAAAGCUAGCAAGGGUCGCAAGAUACGAUAUACGGUGCACGAAAAGUUGCAAAACUUCAUGGCACCCGAGAACAGGGGAACUUGGGAACAGGAGGCUAUUGAUAGAUUCUUUGGGACGCUAUUGGGACAGAAAAUGACGCUUGGGGAGGAAGAUAUGGAGAUUGAUGGUGAAGAGGAUGGUGUUUCACCUGAGGAGGCGGGGCUGAGACUAUUCAGGUCCUAGGUAAUUGCCACAAAUUAAAAUUAUGCUUGAUUAGUAUCCGAGCAGUGGUCGAGGGCGUCUUGGGCGAACCGGUCUUAUUUAUGAGUUAUUAACCAAUUCUAUCUUGAUAUCAGGACCUUUACUUUCCACAACAAGAUUAUCUCCUCAAUUGGGUAGAAAUACUCUUGCGAUUCUCCAACGCUGGACUAUUCUCUCUGAUAAUAUAGAUCCC